UUAGUAUUACCAAAGAAGCUUCCCAAGUUUGCAGAGAUAGAACCAAUGAUAGAAUACACUUUAAGUGAACUUUAUCAAGACGAUCUUCGCAAGUCACAAACAAAGAUGGAUGUUAUUUUACGAAAAAGCACAAAGCCAUCUUCUGUUGACCAUGAUUUACCCAAUAGCCAAGUAUCGGCCACACAUGCUUCUUCUAAAGUGAUGCCUAGUAGUUCAUUACCAGACACAUCGUCUUCAAACAAAAAUAGUCAAACUGUCAGUCCAUUACCCAACACAGAUCCUCAAGCAACCAUGCUGUCUCAACAACCAAAGUCAAAGAUCACACUCGAAGAUUUGAUUGAUAGUUCAUUAGGCUGGAGUGUCACACCCAACAAGACACAAGUAGAAGACGUGUAUGCGAUAUCUGACACUGAAGAACUUGAGCAUGAAGAAGACAUUAAUGCAUUACUCAGCCAUGCAUUUUAUGCUGAUUCAGAACAGAACAAGGCAAAAGAUAAAGGCAAGCAACCUGAAAGAAAUGCAAGAUCAUCAUUAAAACGUAUCGAGACAAUCGAGUUUGAAGAACCAGCCAUGAAAAAGCACAGACCAGACAAUGGACAUCAAUCGAAGCCGCCUCAUGUGAAGCCUACUUUAUUUCAGAGCAUACGAAUGGAGCAGUGUCAGCCAGAGCAAUCUCAGCUUCAACACACUCAGCAGCAGCCUACCGAACAGGAGCGUGUUCAACCAAGCCGUAGACUGAAGGUUGAUUCAGAGAGUGAUGCAUCAGAAUCAGAAUUACUGGACACUCUGAACAACAAACCGACGUUGGCUCGAACUCAACCAAACGUUCAUAAAUCAACAACUCCACAUGCUCCUACAACUGAUGAUUCAGACAGCAAUGCCUCAGAAUCAGAAUUACUGGACACUCUGAACAAUAAAUCGACCUUGUCUCGAAUACAACGCAAGGCACCAAACGUCAACAAACCAACGACAGAUGAUUCUGACAAUAAUGCAUCUGAAUCUGAUUUGCUCAACUCCACAUUAAAUCCAUCCAUCACUCUCCUACUCAACAAUAAACCAACUUUGCUACCAUGCGAUCAAGAACAAGUCUUGGUCAAAACAAUACAUGCCAAAGACAGUACGACUGCACAAAAGCUGAAUGCAUUAUGUCGAUUUCGAGCACUCUACCUUUUACAAUAAAAAUAAAAAUUCUAGAAAAUAACAAACGCGCCUUUUUUUUUUCUUUUGACCAUGAAUGAUCCUUCCCAAUUCGAACUAAACAAUCCACCACAAGAUGGCAUUACCAACGUCUGUUUUCAUCCUACAGAUCCUAAUCUUCUUUUAGUGUCUUCAUGGGAUAAGGUAAUAUAAACCCAUCCAUCUUCAUGAUUAACCAUUCAUAAAGACAUUACGACUCUAUA
Molecule: messenger RNA, 1400 nt
Organism: Gilbertella persicaria
Lineage: Eukaryota; Fungi; Mucoromycota; Mucoromycetes; Mucorales; Choanephoraceae
Exons: 1
Coding region: 46-1179 (377 amino acids)
Source: RefSeq, a predicted model, not a curated record